Molecule: messenger RNA, 438 nt
Organism: Soboliphyme baturini
Lineage: Eukaryota; Metazoa; Nematoda; Enoplea; Dioctophymatida; Soboliphymatidae
Source: the annotation of a GenBank genome assembly
AUGAAUGUCGCUAACAAGGUGGCUGGACGACUUACGCAGAUCGGUUUUGUUUCUUCGUCAUGGUCGAAGCUCAACAGCCUCUACGUAAAGUAUCUCAAAAAUACCGUCGAAAAGUCUGCUCCAAAACUGCGUCAGUUUCAGCAGUAUGCAAGGACAGAGCUGGUUUUCCCGUCGUUGAGGGAAAUCCCUCAGAUAAAAAAUGACGCGGUGAAGUUGUACGCAUUUUUGAACAAAGAAACUUUGAUGAACCUAACCGUUAGGGAGUCGGUUUUGUAUUCGUGUAUCGGUUUGGAAAUUCUUAUGUGGUUUUUCGUUGGUGAAAUCAUCGGCAGACGGCACUUGUUCGGCUACUACAUCACGCCAUCGUUUAAAGUGCCGAAAAUCGACAGGUUUUAUGAAUGGGAUGAGAGCGUCAUCAAGACUGAAGAACCGAAAUAA